GCUAAACAGAUGGCGAUGACAGAUGCGUCAUAUUAGUUCUCAAUCUGAGUAUUUUUUAAUUUUCUCGACAAUCAUUUAUCAUUUAAUCGAUUAGUUUUUAAAAAUUCACGAUAGUUGCAUUGAUAAUCUCAUUUCUUGUGAUAAUUAAAUACCCAAGCAAUAAAAUAAUAAUAAGGAAAAGUUAAAAAAUAAAUAGAAAGUGAAAUAAAAAAAGUAAAGCCUUCCAAUCGAUAAACUUGUCAUCAAACCUCGCAGACGAGCAGACGAGCAGACGAGCAGACGAGUAUUGUGCGCAUGAUUUUUUUUCUUAUUGCUCGUUAAUUAUUUAUCAGUUUUCUUACAAUAAACUUGGGCGAGAAGAAAAAUGUCUGCAUCAAUGAUUUCAAACGCCAAGCUCCAAGAUGACAUGAGCAGCAUCCCACUUGCUGAUGACGACCCACAAGUAAUUAUUCCUGAAGAAGACGUUCCGGAUAACGAAACGCACAUGUCGGAUCCAUUUGGUAGAGGACAUAGUAUGGAUUCAAUACCAUCCACGUUUACCAAUGGCAGCUGUAGUCCAAACAGCUUAGAUCCCGAUGUUAGUCCUGAUGAACAAGAAGAAAAAGCAAGAUUAAUAGCUCAAGUUCUUGAACUCCAAAAUACAUUAGAUGAUUUGUCACAGAGGGUAGACAGCGUUAAAGAAGAAAACUUAAAAUUAAGAAGUGAAAAUCAAGUAUUGGGACAGUACAUUGAAAAUUUAAUGUCUGCAUCUAGUGUAUUUCAAUCUACUAGUCCCAAGACUAAAAAGAAGUAAGCUUUCAUUUUAUAAAUGAGUUUUAAAUGCUAGAUAAUAAUAAUAAUUAUAAAAAUUAUAAUUAUAAUUAUAUUAUUUAUCGAAUAAUGGUUAAACUAGUCGGCCAUGAUUUUUAUAAUGCAAUAACGAUAAAUAUUUUUUUUAAUCAAAUUAUUUUAUUUUUUAAUAAUCGGAUAGUAGAAAGAUAAGCACUCGAGUAUUGGUUACAUAAGUUUUAAUAAUUGAUUUAUUUUUAUUGUAUUUAACAAAAAAAAUUGUCUUUGAGCUCGACCAAUCUAACGCUUGAUCACCAAAGAAUAAAAUUGCAAUUAAAUGUUUUCCACAUUUUUUUACUGCCAAGUGUGCUUGAGAGCUUAAUACGUAUUUUAUUACGAGCUAGUAAUCAAUUGAAGUAUUUGAAAAUUGUAAUUAAUUAGCUAUUGUUUAUGCUUUUUUUUUUUAAAAAAUUUUCUUUUAUUUAUUUUUAGUAUCGUAAGAAAAUAAAUAUUUAUAAUUAUAAAUAAAAAAAAAAAUUCAACGGGGAUUUAAUCUCCGAGCACGAGCUUUGCUUAAGGUACUUCAAUUGAAAGAAUGUACUGCUGUGUAAUUGGUGUACAGAAAUGGACAAAAAAAGGAACAAAGUUAUAUUAGAUAAAUAUGUUUAUGAAAAAAUUCUUAUACAUAGAAAGUACUAUCUAAAUAUAUAUAAUAAUAAUUAAAAUUUAUUAGAUUUAUAAACUAAUAAAAAAAAAAAUAAAAUAACUGUUGCGUUCGCGUGUUUUCUUUGCCGCUAUUGAUGUGACACGCAAUCAGUAAUUAUUUUUUAUUUAAUAUGAUAACAAUGUAAAAGAUAAACUUGUCAAAGUGUUUAAUAAUGCUCAUGGGCACAAAGUGACUGCACAAUUCCAAAAAAUAAAUAAAAAAAAAGUAACUGAAAAACUAUAACUAUUAUUCCACUGUUAAACAUCACGUUUUAAAAUAAAUAUAUAAUGAAUCUCUUUAA
Messenger RNA from Cotesia glomerata, 1775 nucleotides. Its product is annotated as short coiled-coil protein B. Bases 365 to 793 code for a protein of 142 amino acids. Lineage: Eukaryota; Metazoa; Arthropoda; Insecta; Hymenoptera; Braconidae. Gene Ontology annotation, cellular component: trans-Golgi network. The record is from RefSeq and is a predicted model, not a curated record. The transcript has 4 exons.